UGCUGCUAUAACCAGCUGAUGCUGAGGCUACGAACGCGGAGCCUCCGAAGAACUGUUGACGGUACACUGACCCUUCCGUCAUCGACGUUAUGUCUGCGGAUCCAGGUCUUAUCUGCCCCCAGAGCCGGAGUGGGGAGGACAUUUGAUCGUGUCACGACGCGCAGGCCCGUGGUUCUUUUUUCUCGCCCCUGUCGCUCCACAGGAUGUUUCUUCAUCUCCCCACAUAAUCGCUUUCCCAGGGAAUGAUGCUCUCUGCUUCCUCCACACACAGGCGACACAUCGCAUAUGCAGAUUCCCUCCCCCAUGUGGAGUUUUGGAUAAAGGCACAGGAGCGACACAAAGAUAUGAAGUAAAAGGACAUUUAGAAGAACUCCAGUCAGAUACUUUAACACAAGGAAACUGACAUUUAGAGGACGUUAAGUAGUGUGUGCUGUGGAAAAAGCAGGGGCUGUGAAAAGAGGAGGAGCAAAGAUGGCUUGUUGUCAGAGGCCUGCCGCGUUUCUCCGGGAGUCUGCAGCUGACCCGAUCAGCUGCUGGUCCAAGCAGGAGUGUCCCUGUUAAAGUCUGAGCAGCGCAUCAUUUCACCUGGUGGAGGAGACCCCGCUCUGUGUGAUGUGAUGAAUAAGUUUGAAGUCCUUGGCAUUGUGGGAGAAGGUGCAUAUGGAGUGGUGCUUAAGUGCAGACACAAGGAAACAAAUGAGCUGGUGGCCAUCAAGAAGUUCAAAGACAGUGAAGAAAAUGAGGAGGUUAAGGAGACGACGCUUCGGGAGCUGAAGAUGCUCCGGACCCUGAAGCAGGACAACAUCGUCGAGCUCAAAGAGGCUUUUCGCAGGAGGGGGAAGCUCUACCUCGUCUUUGAAUAUGUUGAGAGGAACAUGCUUGAACUGCUAGAGGAAUUUCCCAAUGGUGCGCCGCCAGAAAAAGUUCGCAGCUACAUUUUCCAGCUCAUCAAAGCCAUCAACUGGUGUCACAAAAAUGAAAUCGUACACAGAGAUAUCAAACCAGAAAACCUUCUCAUCAGUUCAGAUGAUGUUCUUAAACUGUGUGACUUUGGGUUUGCUCGUAACCUAUCUGAAGGAACAGAUGCCAACUACACCGAGUACGUGGCCACCAGGUGGUACCGCUCACCUGAGCUGCUGCUGGGGGCUCCCUACGGAAAGGCUGUGGACAUGUGGUCAGUGGGGUGUAUUCUGGGGGAGCUGAGUGACGGGCAGCCUUUGUUUCCGGGGGAAAGCGAGAUUGAUCAGCUCUUCACCAUCCAGAAGGUUCUGGGUCCUCUUCCUGCUGAACAGAUGAAACUCUUUUACAACAACCCGCGAUUUCAUGGAAUCAGGUUUCCCACAGUCACCCAUCCUCAGACUUUGGAGAGACGGUACCAGGGAAUUAUGAGUGGUUUGAUGUUGGAUUUGAUGAAGAGCAUGUUGCUGCUGAACCCUACCGAGCGUUUUCUCACUGAGCAGUGUUUGAACCAUCCUGCUUUCCAGCCUUUGAGGCAGACGGAGAGAGAAAAAUCUUCUCCUGGUUCUCCAAACCCACCACGCUCGUCCAAGAGAAAAACACACCACCACGGAGAAAAUACAGUCCCUACAAGGAGUCACACCAAGAGCACUAGUCGUAGAUCAACCAGCAAGGAAUGUUCCAGUCUCCCUCGCCAUGGAGACCUGCAUCACCUCAGCAAUGAGAGUUUCCUGAAUGGCAACAAACCGGCUCCAUCUAGUUUAAGUCCUACACUCCACCCCAAAGUCCAGUACAUGUCCCAGACCCUAAAUCGUUCAGCCUCGUCCAACAAAGAUCUGGCUAACAACAACCUGCCACAUCUUCUCAGUCCCAAAGAGGCAAAAAACAAGACAGAGUUUGAUUUCAACUUGGGGCCCUCAACAAAGCUGUCAGAUCAGGGACAUGGGGCAAAAUACACCCACAGCAAGCCAAGCUCGUCUCGCUCUCAGCAGCAGCAACAGCAGCAGCAACAACAGCAGCAACAGCAGCAACAGCAGCAGCAGCAGCAGCAACAGCAGGCCAGCCGGCACACCUUUCUGGAAAAUAAAACCAACACAUUGCAGUCUGGAGCAGAAAAACAACAUGGCCGCCAUGCCCACAGCAUGGCAGACUCUGCACACGGAUCCAUGUCGUCCUCUUCUAAAAGCUCAGCUUCUUAUCUAAGCCUCUCCAAGAGCCACGGGGCUCUUAGCGAUGCCAAAUCUGUGGGGAACCUCAGCGAUGGUCGACUUCACCCAGACGACCCAAACGCAACGGCCGUCGUAGGACCCAGUGCCCGUUUCUUCCCUGCCAGCUGUUUGGACCUCAACGCCCCGUCGGGUCUUCCAGGACCCCCCGGCAGUCCCUCAGCUCGACACAGUGACCGAUCAGGACACAGCCCCGCUUCCCGUAGCAGCGUGAAUGUCCGUAUGGAGAGCAGCACGUUGGACUCCUCAUCGAGACACAAGUCCAGACACAAAUCGUUGGCUCCAGAAGAUGCUGGUGCUCCAGAGCUCCUAGACCCAGGAGGACCAGCGAUGCCCAACACUCACACCCUGCCUUCCCCCCACGAGUCUUAUCACUACGGCCUGGGCUACACGUCCCCCUUUUCCUCCCAGCAACGGCCUCAGCGCCACUCCAUGUACGUGAGACGGGAACGUCACCGACCACAUGGGUCCGAGGGCGUCAUGGCGGGCCUGCCGCCGCCUGGCCAGGCCAUACCGACACGGGCCAGCAGCCUUCAGCUCCUCUCCCCGCAGCUGCAACAUCGUACCAACCUGACUGGACAUUCAGUGAGCUCAUCGAGAGAGGACUGCACCGACGACAUGACGAGGAGUGAACAGCCCCCUAAAGACAUGAGCCACCCUUGUGCCCCCAUCAAAGACUCUACGAGGGACAACUCCGCUGCUUUUCAUACACAGCGCUCUAAAAAUGAGGUCGGUAUGUAUCAUGACCCUCACGGUGAGGAUGCAGGAUCCUCCAAGGAAAACCGGAUGAUCUUCACUGAGUCCAUGCCUCGGAGAGUAGGCAGCUUCUACAGAGUCCCUUCCCCCAGACCGGAUAACUCCUCUUCUUUCCACGAAGGUGUUGGUCAGGGCAGAGGGCCUGGGGUACCCGUUGUGACCGGAGAUCCAGGCGGCAUGGCGAACCACUCCAAACGCCAGACGGCUUUUGAUUGGACUGCUGCAGAAGCAAUGGUCAUGAAUCCUCCUGAGCCCACCAAAGAGAAAAAACAAGGCUUCUUCAAAGCCAUUAAAAAGAAAAAGAAGAAGACACAAAUAACGGACGUGGAGGACGGAAGGAAUCCGAGCAUCAAGAAAAGCCUUUUCCCCCUUUUUAGCUCUAAGAAUAGCUUAAAGCACAACUCAGCUGGAAAAAUCCUACCUGUAGUUGCCUCGCCUAUGGUACAGCAUCAGCCUGCGGCACCCUACCCUGCCUCACCAGUUACUGGGAACGGACAGGAACAUCUUUCCCUUCAGAGGAGCUCCAAGUCGUCCUCCCACCACAGCAGCCGACGGAAAAACCGCGAGCGAUCACGGGACAGAGACCGCGACCGGGAACAGAGCAGGGACAGAGACCGGGACAGGGACAGAGAGAGAGACAGAGAGCGGGAGAGAGAGAACAAGAGGGAGAGAGAGAGGGAGAGGGGGAGGGAAAGAGAGAGAGUCUCUGAUUGGCCUCCAGACAAGCCAGUGGACUCCCACUCUCAGAGCCAACCACUCAAGUCUCUACGUCGACUCCUUCACCUCUCGCCUUCCCCCUCAAACCAAGGGCAGCCUCCUCCUCCACCUCCUCCGGACCUGCGCUUCCAAGCCCCGCUCCCCAACCCGCCUCAGUCCUCCUCCAAAGCCGGCUACCCAGAGGGCCGAGGGCACACGGAGAGCAGGGCCCACUCGGGGAUGAGCAGCUCAAGCCAGACGAAGAACCGCAAGGCCAGCUACACCUUACCGGGACAGAUCGAAUCCAGCUGGCACGUGUCGGCUCUACAGCGGGUGGAAGGCGCUCAGUUUACUCCAGAGCAGCUGGGCAUCAAACCGGGUCAGAACGGACCUACUUUUACCCGAGCGUCCCGCACCAGGAUGCCAAAUCUCAACGAUCUGAAGGAGACAGCCCUGUAACGUCCCCCCAACCUCUCUGACGGGUCUCCGUCCUUGGAACCUGGUCACAGACAUCGUGGUAAACUGGUAAAAGUUCACAGAAAUAUAGUUAUUAUCUGUUGAUUCUCGUGUCUCUGAAAUCUACAAAGACCCGACGCAAACAGGCCAGACAUCAGUAAGGUGGGACUUGGCUUAAAGGAAGGAGGUCCCGGUAUCUUCUCUGGAUGUCGGCACCACGUCAGCUUAUUCUGCUCACAUCAGAACAAGCAGAUCUUUCCUGUCUGGGAGACACUGCCUGUGUGGCCUCGCUGCCGCCAUCUUCUGCUUACGGAGCGCUACUGCAACGGUUGAGAAGCCUCUGUCGCAUCGGUGGCCAAUAAACUUAAAGGUUUUUCAAGCACUGAUAUUUGAUAACAAAAAAGAGAGAAAGAUUUAUAUCGAUAUUAUUUAUUAAAUAUUUAUUUGUUUUAAAUUCAAGGAUAUAAGCUAUAAAUGACAGUAUGUAGGUUAUAUGGGAAUAUUAUAAAAAAACAUGUAGAAUUAAAUGUGUAAUUGCAAGAGCUUUAGUUUCGACACAGAGAAAUGAAUAGAUAUUUAUGUGUUGAUAAUAAUGUCAAAAGGAGUAUUUAAUAAUGGUGAAUGUCUUUUUAUGUUGAAUAUGAUGAUGUUAACAUAUCUUAUGUUAUCCUAUUUUUACCCGUUUUUAUUUAAUCAAAUUGUAAACAAAGAGAAAAAGAAAAACUACUGAAAAGUGAAAAAUCUCAGACAUUAGAUGUAGUACAGAUACGACCAUCACCUUCAUGACAUUGGUUGUGAAGUUGUGUGAUAAUUCGGGACAUUUGUAGACAUUGUUCGUUGGCAGAUCAACCAGAGGGUGACAGAUCAACGUUGUGCUUUAAGUACACUGGAAAUAAAAAGAUCAAAAGUGUACGCACUCUUGGUAGGGAGAAAACGCCACGUUUUUGUGGCAUAAAAAUUUACCAUAAUAGGCUAUUUCCACCUUCAAUUUGACAUAUACCCUAAUACAGUUCAAUUAAAAAGCAAACAAUAAAACCCUGCUUAUGGAAGUGUGUGUUGAGUUGGAAUCAUACUUAGCCAAAGGACCUUUUUUAUUGAGUUUCAGCAUUUUGUCUGGUGUGAGUAUGUAACUACAGUGCGUCUUACCAAGGUCAUAUUUGCUAAAUCAAAAUGGCAAGGGCUGUAGAUGUAAUUAAUCCCAGGGUUUCGUGCAGAAAGCGUGCUAGGCCGAGGGCUUGGGAUGCUGGGGAUGCUAGGUCCAGCAGUCAACCAGCCAGAGGUCCUGUUUUUGAGUUAAAAAAUAUUGACAUUGUUGACAUGAAAUUAAAAAAUUUCACUUGAUAGUUAUUGGCAGACUGGAGGAUUAAUACUUAAACAUCAACUACAAAGUCUUAAAAAAAAAGGGCAAUAAUUAAAAAAAACUGUAAAAUAACUAAACUAUGCUAAGCCUGGUGGGGGCACAAGUAAAGCCUGGUGGCCCGCCAGACUUAUAAUACACUGUGGGAAACCCUGAAUUCAAAACUCCAGUUUUUUUUUUUUUUGUUUUUUUUUUAGCAAACACUUGAACAUUUUAGGUCUAAUUUAGAUGGUGUUUGGAACUGGAAGCAAAGCUAGAAAUGAAAUCAUGAGUUCCAGAUGAAAAAAGUAAGCCCAGAGCAUGAUGCUGCCAACACUAUGCUUCACUUUGAGUGUGGUGUCAUUUUAAUGAUAUGCAGCUGCAUUGUUCUUGUCAUGAACAUGGCAUAUGAAAAUACAUAUAUAUCCAAAGUGUUUGCUGAGAAAUAGACUAAAGAGAGUAAAGCAGAGAAUCCUGAAACUGAAUAAGAAAGUAACUCUAAAAAAGUUGAGUUUGCCGGUUAAGACAGCUUUUUCAUUUUUUUUUUCUUUUUCUCUCUUUAACUUAUUGAACUGUAUAUAUCACAUUGAAGGUGGAAUACUAUUUUUUACGAUUAUUUAUGGUCCAAAUUGUUUUUACAUCACCAACUCAUGUCCUACUUCUGGUGACAGUUUUUUUUUUAAUUUACCCCAAUUUUCUGUCUUUUAUCAGUAACAACAAACAGCUCUCCAGCUUCAUGCUGCCAUUUUGGGUUUGUCUACAACCUUCCCAUGAGGCAACAGGCGUCUUUGCUCAUGUUGACCUCUGGAACUGAGACAUAUGACAUACAACUCUGAAGAUUGUUUCAAAAAGGCAUACCUCACUUACAGCCAUUAAGAUCUUUCGGGAUAAGUCUGGGGAUACUUUUAUACUGUAAUUCUUGAAAGCCAAAAGUUUGUGAAUCUGGCAUUGUCCAAACACAGACUCCACGUUAUUCAGUUUAUAAAUGAAUUUGUUAGCACGAAAAAAAACAAAAAAAUAUUCUGUCAAUUUCAAAACUCUUCAUUGUAGUGAUGGCUUAGGUGUCUAAAUCAUGACAGAAAGUAGUUGCAUCUUCACAGAUGAAGAACUUCAAAUAGAAAGCUUAAAAUAUUUUACUAUGACAAAGUCGAACCAAAAAUGUUGAUCUAUUCUAACUUUUUAAAUGCCAAGUGACGCAAACGAUACAAUCUUUGUAACUUUGCUUUACUUUUAGGACUGGAUUUUACUGCCGAAACUGGUUACACAAAAUUAUCCCAGACUUAUUCUGUAAUCUAUGUUUACAUCCUCCGUGUGCAUCUUAAAGCUCGUGCCAUCACCUUUUUGUAAAUGCCUCUUUUGUAAACAAUUUUAAACAUCUGAAAUUUGAUUUCCCUGUUUGCAUUACUUUUAACAUCAGCAGUCACGAUCAGGGAUGAAUUUACUCAAAACUUGAUUAUUUAAAAUAAUAAUAAUAAUAAUAAAAAGAUCACCUUAUCUUGUGACGUGUGGAUGAAAAAAAAAAAAAUAACACUUUGUGAAGUUAUAGCGCAAUGUCUCCUCUAAUCUCCAGCAGUGUUCAUCGUUCCUUCCUCCAUCAGAGUAUUAGAAUCAUUACACAUUUUACUCAAAGAUGAACAUAAAGAUCACUUCUACUAGAAUGCAGCUUCAAUUUAACGGAGAACCAAUUGACAACAUGGCUGAUUGAAAGCAAUAACAUCAAGAAAUAAUCUCAAAGUUGUGUGGGUUGGUCACAUCUAAAAAUUAAACUGAAGCAUAGAUGACUUCCUGCAGUAUAUUGUGAAGCUGGGAAGUGAAAAUAGUGCCAUCAUCCUGCAAUAUUUUACCAGUGCUCCUGUAUCUCACCGAGCCUGGCUCAAAUCAAACACACUGCCCCAUGAAGCUGUGCAUUUGUGCAAACACUUAGUGCUAAUGAUUGUAAAUGACUGCUGAUGUGGGUUUGUUUAUGUCCUUUGUGGACAGAGGGGUGACAACGCUUGCCUUGCCAGUGACCCGAAGCCUUACAGUUAGCUCGCUGACUCAGCAGUUCUUGGUACAAAAGGCUCCAGUCACUCAAACGCGGGAAGAUGACGUUCUGUUCCCAAAUAUGAAUGUGUUUCCUAAAACAUCUUCUACUUUUAUUUUCUGUUUCUCCAUUAGCUAUUUUCCACCUCUGUCAGGGUGUAAAUACAAAUAGCAGAGUGUAUCUAUGCUGACCAUUCUAAUUAAAAUAUGAUAGGGUCUCAUAAUAAAUACCGACUGUACAUUUU
Molecule: messenger RNA, 7694 nt
Organism: Poecilia reticulata (guppy)
Lineage: Eukaryota; Metazoa; Chordata; Actinopteri; Cyprinodontiformes; Poeciliidae
Gene: cdkl5
Product: cyclin dependent kinase like 5
Biological process (GO): regulation of dendrite development; protein phosphorylation; positive regulation of axon extension
Cellular component (GO): dendrite cytoplasm; nucleus
Molecular function (GO): protein kinase activity; ATP binding
Source: RefSeq, a predicted model, not a curated record